GAGAAAGUGAAAGCGCUUCAAAGGUUGUGGUUGACAGGGGACAUUUUGAGCUGUCAGUUAAUUCAGUGGGUUCCUUUUUUUCCACUGCUGAAACAUGACGGUUAAUGAGUGACUACAGUCUCUACUCUCGUUCUACAAAACAGGCUAGGGCAAGAUUUCCAGCUGCCUAACCACUGAAAACAGCAAUGAAGUGAAACUUGCCUGUGCCUCUUUGCUGCUAUUUAAACAUGGAUGUUCAAAAGUGUUGCCUUUUCAUAGAGCUUGGUGUGUUCUCUGAGUCAAACUAAAACUUUUUGGAACUGAAACCAUCGUCUGUAAGCCAGAAAAGGUUCACUGUGAUGACUUCUUAGGCCCAUUAUCGGUGUUUAACAUGGCCGCUGUGGUUCAGCAGACCGAGAGCGCCUGGGAUGGCGCAUGCAAAGAAGAAGACGAUUCGUUGCAGUUGGAAGAUCCAUCAUCUUUCCCCGCAGUAAUCGUGGAGCAAAUGCCACAUAGUCACAUGCUCAAUUAUUCGGGUCUGACUUGUGACCAGCCAUUAAGACUGGGAUUGGAUCGCGAUACUGUUGAUGACAUGGCACAACUGACAGUGGACGCUUAUCAGAGUGGUAAUGAAGAUGUCAUGAUGGAGAGUGCAGAAGCAGCUGAAGCGCUGAUGAACAUCGAUUCCUCCACUCCACUUGCACUAGAUGACAAACAGAUACCUCACAUGUUUUUUUUGACGUCGUCUCUGUUAGAAGGGAACCAGUUUUUAAUGGACGGUGUUGUUGGACAGCAACAAUGGAUUCAACUUCCAAAAGGAUCUUUACAAGAAGACAAACCAAAGGUUAAAAAGGGUAGAAGACCCAAGCGACCAAGGGAACAUUCCCCAAUGCCUGACAUAACUAUUAAGAAGAGCAAGGACAGCAAAGGAAAUACAUUGUACCUUUGGGAGUUUUUGAUUGCUUUGCUGCAGGACAGGAAUGCUUGUCCUAGAUACAUCAAGUGGACCAACUGGGAAAAGGGCAUAUUCAAGCUUGUGGACUCCAAGGCUGUGUCUCAAUUAUGGGGCAAACACAAAAACAAACCGGACAUGAACUACGAAACAAUGGGAAGAGCACUUCGAUACUACUACCAGCGUGGUAUCCUGAAUAAAGUCGAGGGUCAGAGACUCGUGUAUCAGUUUGCAGAGAUGCCAAAGAACAUCGUCUACAUAGGUGAUGACAACGACAGCCCAGGUGGCAAUAACAUCAACAUUUCAAAUGAAGAUGAUGAUGAUCACUCCAAUGAGACAUCCUUCAAUGAACUAACAUCCUUAAGCUUUACCCCAUCUUCUCAGUCAAAAAUGCUCACUUCCAAAACACCAAUGGUCACCAAAGUCCGUAAGGCAGUGAACGGAAGCCAACGGAAGCCAGCUAACAACCCCGGCGAGGUUACAGGAGACAACAAAUCAGCCCGCCCGUUAGGUCUCAUCCAGCAGCAGCAUCUACCCAUUGUUUCAGCAGAGGUGCUUAAAACUCUUCAGAAUGUCCAGUCUCUCCAACCAGGCCAGCACGGGUCGGUUUUCCGCACAGCUCAGCUGUUAGAAAGCCUCCGUGACAAGCAAGAGACCUUGGAGACAAAGGAACAGCUGGAGGCACCUCAGAUUGUUACGCUUCAACUGGUACCUGUGUCUUCCACCGAAGAAGGAAUGGAUGGGUCCGUAACUUCACCUCAGUUCAUCAUGCAAGCCAUUCCAGAGACCAUCUCGGAGGAGCUAACCCUCGUAGUACAGAACGUCACCUUGGACAAGGCUUCUUCUGAUCCUUGCCAAGUCGAUGUCAAGGAAGAAUUCGAAGGAUCCAUCGUCUCCAGUACUGCGUCAAGUAGUGCCUCAGUAGUGACAAUGUCUGGUGGGCAACAGUUGGUUUCUCAACCUUCUGGUACCGUUAUCCAUUCUGUAGUCACCGCGACAGAACCAAAGAUAUCAGGUCAGAUAAGUGACCCAGACCACAAAGAGGUCUGCGAAGCUCUAACAUACUCCCAUGAUGUCCCACAAAGUCCAGACAUGGAUAAGAAGAACCUGUCGGAAAUAAAGGUGGAGCCCUUAAGUGUGGUCAUCUUUAAUGACCCCUUGGUGGGUUACACCUCCAACGAGUCCACAGAGUUGUCUGACUAAACUCAGGCUAGACUGAAACCUCAGAUUGUCGAAUGCCAUUAAAGCCUUACUCAUCACAUUCCUUUGGGACUUGCACAUGCACUGGAAUUUACAGGCACUCCUUUUUCUUUGUGUCUUAUGUUUUGCACCAGCUUUGCCUUGCUAUGCCAUUUAAAUAUUAUUAUUUUUUAGGAGGACCAAUGAUUCUUAUGCAGCUUAUUCUGAGCUUAAGUCCUAUUUUCCUUACUUAAGUGCCCUAAAUCAUAUACUUCAACAAUGUUCCUCAGGGUUCUGACACAACUGGUAAUGUGUCAGUGAUGUCGCUAUGAAACAGAAGGCCAACCACAACCACUUUAUCAUUCACAGGAGAGAUCUCAUGGAUAGGGACUUCAUCCUUAGCAAAUCUAUUACUAAAGCAUAAAAGAUAUGAUGAGUUAGUGAUACUGUAUGUAAUUCGUAUGUCCUUGGUAAAGAUGCACAUCGUGACGAUGGUUAAAUCUGUAUUUUACAAACACCUCUCGUUCAUAUUUAACCUUAUUCAUACCUGGAUCAAAUGUGUGACUUGGUUAUAAAUAUUAACAAAAUAUGCUGUAUUUUUAUUGACCAAAUAAAUAUCUUUACUUAAAAAAUACUGUAUGUUUUAAAAAGCCUAUCCUGUGCUGUUGACUGUAUUGCUGUUAAUGUUGUUUGAGAAAUAUAUGUGACCGAAAAAGAAGCUGAAAAAUCAGGUGUUGUGUCCAAGUGACAAUCAUUUCAUAUUACUUUUAUUCAGAAUAUAUGUACGUUAUAUUCAAAAGAGUUUAAUGAUGCACUGUAGCCUGGUUUGAGAUUAAUUAUAUUUGAGAGAGGAAAAACAAGUGUGCCUCUAUAUGCAUUCAUUACCUAGGAACUUUUCUAGCAUUGUGUUAAAAUGGGAAUUUAAAAAUUGGGUUUUAAAACUUUGGGCUCGAUAUUUAGAUUUCAAAAACAAGGAACCUGAUCUGGAACUCUGUGGAAGCAUAGAUGGAUUUGUUUAUGCAUGUUUCAACUCUUUUUUUAAGCUAUUUAACAUGGCGUCUUUUGUUCCAUCCAAAUUUUUGAUUACAAUGACUUCAUGUUUCAAACCGAUGAUCAGAAAUGCUGUAGUUUAAAGCUUUUUUGACAUAACUAGCCAAUAAUUGAGCCUAUGUUGGCUGAAAAGAAGAUGAAUUCCUCUUCCGGCAUGACCUGCUAAUAUUGGAUCGUCUUUUUUUUUUUUUUCUGUAUAUGCCAGCUGUUUAAUCUAUAAUCUUGCGCUUUUGUUUUUGUUCCUUCUGUGUUCCGUGGACUGAUAACUGUUCUGGUUGAAUGUGACUCCCAAUUUUUUAUUACAUUUUUUUUAUUGAAAAAGCCUGUACAAUGCUUCUGGAUAUCAAAGCCAUACUGUUUGAUGUCUCUAAUUAAAUACAAUUGAAAAUGGCUUCAAUUUUCCUUAAUUAUUUUGCUUUCAGUAGGAAUUUUUUUUUAGAUGAAUUUCUUUGACAUGAUUAAAGAAACCUCAAGAAUA
This is a messenger RNA of Tachysurus fulvidraco (yellow catfish), 3638 nucleotides long. Its product is annotated as ETS-related transcription factor Elf-1-like. Gene Ontology annotation, cellular component: nucleus. Gene Ontology annotation, molecular function: DNA-binding transcription factor activity, RNA polymerase II-specific; sequence-specific DNA binding. Lineage: Eukaryota; Metazoa; Chordata; Actinopteri; Siluriformes; Bagridae. The transcript is spliced from 8 exons. Bases 371 to 2134 code for a protein of 587 amino acids. Gene Ontology annotation, biological process: cell differentiation; regulation of transcription by RNA polymerase II. The record is from RefSeq and is a predicted model, not a curated record.